AUGAAGAGAAAGUGGGACUCACCCGGCCCAUCGACGACGUCUGCUUCUGUCAAUGACGGCGAUUCAUCCUCAGGGGCUGAAUUCGAGGUGUUUUUGAAUUUCAGAGGCCCGGACACCCGCCUCAACUUCACUGAUUCUCUCUAUCACACUCUAGUUAAAGCUGGGAUUCGCGUUUUCAGAGACAAUGAAAAGAUCCGACAGGGCGAAAAGAUCAGAGAUGAGCUUUUGCAUGCCAUCAAAUCCUCUAAAAUAUACGUGCCUAUCUUCUCUAGGAACUACGCAUCCAGUGCGUGGUGUCUUCGCGAGCUCGCGCAUAUGGUGGAGUGUUGGGGCAAAGCGAAAGAUAAAAUGAUCCUACCUAUUUUCUAUGAUGUCGAUCCCGAUGAUGUGAAGCUCAGAACUCGAUUGUACCUCGAUUCUCUGGAGAAGCACGAAGGGAAGUUCGGCUGCGAUGUUCUGCAGUGGAAGGAGGCUCUGACCGAGGUCGCAAAAAUCAGAGGAUUGGACUUGAAGAACAGAGGUCAUGGUGAAAUCAUCAACGCUAUCAUGGACAAGGUUGUGACCAAGCUAAUGAAAAGAAGGAGAAAUCUGCCUAAUCAUUUAGUUGGGAUUCAUGAUCAAGUGGAAGCUAUCGUGGACUUGUUAAACAAAGGUUCUUGUGAUUUCCGUUACCUGGUCAUCCAUGGAAUGGGCGGUAUCGGUAAAACAACACUUGCAAGUGCCGUCUUUAAUCGAAUCUCCAAUCAAUUUGAAGGCUAUAGCUUCCUCUUGGAUGUUCGCGAAUCUGCACAGCAUGGUAGAAUUAUUGACUUGCAAAAGCAGUUGUUGGUAGAAAUUCUCCAAGUCCGAUCUCUAGAGAUCCACAAUUCCGUUGAUGUAGGGAUUAACACAAUUAGAGAAAGGUUUUGUCAUAAGAAAGUCCUAAUUGUUAUUGAUGAUGUGGAUAAAUGGGACCAACUCUCUAAACUAGCAGGAAAGAGCGACCGGUUCGGUCCAGGGAGCAAAAUCAUCAUUACAACGAGGGACAUCAACUUUUUGCCAAUCAAAGAGGAGGAGGAGGAGGAGGAGGAGGGUAGUUUCCAAGCACAUGCUAAAGAAUUUGAAAUCUACGACAUGAAAGAAAUGGAUUCUUUUGAUGCUCUUGAGCUUUUUAGUCAACAUGCCUUAGGGAUGGAUUUCCCACCACCUCACUAUGUAGAUAUCUCACGCAAAAUUACCUACAAAACAGGUGGACUUCCAUUAGCUCUUGAAGUUAUUGGUUCCUCACUUUUCGGUAAAAACAAAACAAUUUGGAAAGACACAUUGAAGAAAUUACAUUCGAUGCCCAAGCAGGAAGUCUUCGUUAAAUUAAAGAUUAGUUAUGACAUGUUAGAUGAUGCUCAGAGAGAGAUCUUUCUUGACAUUGCAUGUUACUUCAUUGGAAAAGACAGACUCCACCCGUUCUAUAUGUGGAAAGCUUUCGGCUAUUUCCCAAAGACUGAUCUACUUGUCCUUACUCGUAUGUCUUUAGUAAAGAUAGAGGAAGAUGAUACGCUAUGGAUGCAUGACCAACUUAGAGAUCUUGGAAGAGAAAUUAUUCGACUUGAAGACAAUGAUCCCGGAAAGCGUAGCAGGUUGUGGAUGCCUGACAUUGCCUUGAAUGUGGUUCAGCAGAAACUGGCAUCAAAUAAAAUUGUAGCCCUUACACUGACGGGAGACUCCAAAGGGCGGAAUUUCACGAGUGAAGAAUUUUCAAAGUUGCCCAACUUAAGAUUCUUGGAACUAGAGGGUGGGAACUUGGUAGGGGACUUUAAGAAUCUUCUUUCCAAGUUAACAUGGUUCUCUUGGAGUCAUUUCCCUUCAAAAUUGGAAGUGAAGAACUUAUGUCUUGAGAAACUAGUCGUGCUCGAGCUUUCAAAAGGUGACUUAGGAGAUUGGGCCGAAUGGGAGCAAUGCAUGGUGAGCAAUAACUUGAAAGUUAUACACAUCAAUGAUGGCAAAAACUUACAUCGAACUCCUGACUUCUCAAAAUGUGAGAAUUUGAAAAGAUUCAUUUGUCGAGAUUGUUCAACCAUACCAGUGGUUGAUGGCUCUCUCUUUAAACUAGAGCACCUAAAGCACUUGGAAAUCAAAGAAGACCUUCAUAUAAGCAGAGGCACUCCUCAACUAUCAGAAUUUGGUGAUGGGGCUCCAAAUAUAGAGUGGAUCAAGGGGUUAUCAAAACUGGAAUAUUUGUCGUUUCGUGUGAAAGAUGUCACAUUUUCUCUAAACGAUUUGACUACUCUUUCUCGGCUUCGUUGUCUUGAAAUGACUUGGAUCGACCACAGAUCGUGGAUAGCGCUUCCGUCCGGUCUUAGUGUAUUGAGGCUCUACGAUCUCAGGUCGCCGGAGGUCAAAUUAGACGAUGUGUUUGGACAGCAGUUGGAGAGACUCCAUUGGUUGCAUGUGGGCGGAAGUGAAUUGCUUGAGCGGCUGUCGGGUUUAUCGAGUUUAAAGGGGCUCGAAGGCUUGACAGUGGAAUCUUGCCCGAGGCUUUUGGAGAUUCAAGGUGUGGAGAAAUUGGAAUCGCUAAAGAGAAUACAUCUUCAUAGUUGCAGAUCCCUAAAAAGGUUGCCUGGUCUGUCAGAAUUAAAGAAGCUGCGGUCGUUAACCUCGGUAUAUUGUCCAUCGCUAAAUUUGCCCGAUCUACCGUCUCACAUUGACUUCGGUUGGCAAAGUUUCCUUUAG
Eucalyptus grandis is the source of this 2706-nucleotide messenger RNA. Its product is annotated as TMV resistance protein N-like. The transcript has 5 exons. The coding region runs from base 1 to 2706 and encodes 901 amino acids. Gene Ontology annotation, molecular function: ADP binding. NCBI's taxonomy places the organism in Eukaryota, Viridiplantae, Streptophyta, Magnoliopsida, Myrtales, Myrtaceae. The record is from RefSeq and is a predicted model, not a curated record. Gene Ontology annotation, biological process: signal transduction; defense response.